Messenger RNA from Ostrea edulis (European flat oyster), 2124 nucleotides. RefSeq lists its product as uncharacterized. The transcript has 5 exons. The coding region runs from base 75 to 635 and encodes 186 amino acids. The record is from RefSeq and is a predicted model, not a curated record. Lineage: Eukaryota; Metazoa; Mollusca; Bivalvia; Ostreida; Ostreidae.
GAUGUUUUGAACAGUAUAAAACUUCCCAAAAAGCGAAUAUAUGCGCACAAAAUCGUUAACGUCUGAAUUUGGAGAUGGCGUUGCUGUUGUUCAGAGUUGCUGUGACGACAUUAGCCGUCUCUGUUGCGUUGGGUUGCACUCCGAUUGAUAAAGUAGACCAAGGUGAUUUCUGCUUUGCAAACUACGCAUUUGAAGCCAACAUCACUUCGGUUAAACAAGCUGACGAGUACUCCAAUUACGAAUAUACAAUUGAUAUCAAGAAAGACUAUAAGAAAAACAAAGCAAUCGACACGAUCCAGAUUAUAUCUGGUUUUGGUCCCUCCCAUUCUUGUGGUCCUCAAAUCCUUGAUAUUGGAACUUCCUACUUAAUUUACGCCAAAGACCUGCGUAUUAUUACCUAUAAAAGUAUGGCGAAUGUUGUUGGCACUGAUAUUGAGAGAAUCACUACCAAGUACGACUGCACCUGUACGAUUAAGUUCGACUUUGACAAAUAUAUUCAAAUGCAGACCAUUAGUCUUCCACCCACUACUACAGAUGAAUGCAACGCUCCCCUGGAUUACUGCAGAAGGAGUGGUUAUUGUAAGAGGGACCAGGGCGGUGGUUGUACCUGGGGAAACCUGGGCGUGUGUAACUAACGCGUACGAUAAAUAUAUUCUUUUUUUUUUUUUUUUUUUUAGAAGUCUUGAUUAUCUUUUCUUAUAUAUAGAUCCACCGUGACCUUUCCGUCUCAAUGAUAUCAGUCGAAGGCUAAUAUGAUGGAUAUGAAAAGGUGAAGAUAACGAACAGUGAUCAAUCUCAAAAUUCCUUUAAACCUUUAAAGAGUACAAAAUUAACAGUAGGGCAAACAUGAUCCCUGGAACACCAGUGGUGAGAUCAGGUGUUUAGGGGGAGAAAGCAUCCCCGGUUGACCGGUCAUACUCGCCGUGAGCUGUAUAUCUUGAUCAGGUAAACGGAGUAAUCCAAAUCAGCAUGUAAAGGGUGACUUAACUGUAGUACGGAUUCGACAAAGUGAUAUCUUGUAUUUGCAAAUUAUAACAGUAUUACGACUAUGGAAUUUGUGAAAUGCUAGCUUUAAAACCCCUGUAACAUCAACUUAUUUGUAAGUAGCAUGUCUCUAUUCUAAAAUUGAUCAUACACAGAACAUCGUAACACAUUACAUCCCCUUCUUAUUCAUCGUAAUGAACGCUGAUUGGUGGAGAGAGGUCCGUUUGCUCUGUGUAUGGGUGUGAGAGUUUCAAGUGAUGCGACUAGCUGGUAUUUGUGAGUGAUCUUGUAAGUUGCUUUACCGGUUUUGGUGCUAUAUAAGCAUAAUUCGCGCCAACCCCAAACCAUCCGGCACUCCUAGCCAAAUAGUGAUUUGAGUAUAAAGAAAGACAGACGGAGAGGUGGAUAGAGGAAGAGGCAAAAAGGGAAAGACAAAAAUAUAGACGACUAUUUUGUUCUCGUAUUCACAUUCUAUUUCUUUCUAAUUGUCUGUCUUGCAAUGAUCCCAUAUCUUCUCUGAACAUUGACCCAUCUUAAUUUUGAAAUUAGAAAUCGAAGCCUCCAUAGCAAUGUGCAUACAUCGUAUGCACAGUACAUUCAAUAAUCCGGCGGAAAGAUUAUUAGUAACACGGUGUACCAGUGUAUUCCCAUAAUAAUAGGGAUACCCCUUGUAUCGGCGUAUAUAUAAUCACUCCCAUGACAAUAUGUUCCGUGUCUGUGUAUAUAUAAUUAAUAAUCACAUGAUAUUAUGGACAUACAAAGUACCUGUGUAUUAUAAACAAUAUUAUUAUCCUUCAGAAUAAUAGUCAAUUUCAUUGGUCGAGGGCUGGGCACGUGGAGGGAGACAAUUCGUAAUGUCUCCCUCACGCGCAGGGUGACAACUGUGUUGUCUCCCUUUAGAAGAUAACUUUUAAUGGCACAAGCGAGAAAGCUCUAAAGAAUAAUUGAAAAUAUGCGGGAUCGUUAAUCAUAAACUUCAGCGUCAACAUUAACGCUCACAAAUAACAAUCGAGAAGAAAAAUAUUUCCAUUCUAAUGCAAUUUUGCAUUUCACUUGAUGUUUACGUUUUAGUCUUGAAAUACGUUACGAAAUGUUUACGUUUGCCGUUAUGUUUUUGCGUCAUUCUACUGUGACGUCACA